Moneuplotes crassus is the source of this 1400-nucleotide messenger RNA. Lineage: Eukaryota; Ciliophora; Spirotrichea; Euplotida; Euplotidae. The record is from the annotation of a GenBank genome assembly.
UAGAUAUGAAUAAGCCAAAUGCAAUAAAUAACGCACUUAUGCCAUUCUAUUCAUUCUUCAAUAUUUUUGAAGAAGCAAAGAGUGUUCUGCAAGGACUUCACUCAUCCUCUGGGGUACAAGAAGAGCCAAUUAUCGAUGAAACACUUCUGAACAUUAACCUUCUCAAACAAGAAAACGAUGGGAAGUUCGACCUCAAGUAUCUUUCAGGUACUAAAUUUAAAAGGUUUAACUUCCAAAGGAGAGGCAAAUGCAGGCAUACUAGACAUGAAAUGCCUCUUUCGCAUUCUGUCGGAAAGAACUUCUGGAUUCUCAAAGCUACUAAUCUUAAUAGAGGGAGAGGGAUCCAUGUUUUCAACUCUUUAGAGUCCUUAAAGGCUCUUAUUCAUGAACAAUGGAACUGUAGUGAGAAUCCCGACCCUAAAGAAAGGAGCUCUGGUAAAACUUCAGUAAUGAUGAUCAUCCAGAAAUAUAUUGAGAAACCUCUUUUGAUACAUAAAAGAAAAUUUGAUAUCCGUGUGUGGGUAUUUGUCAGCUCAGCAGGUAAAUGCUAUUUCUUCAAAGAGGGUUACUUACGGACAAGUGGCUCUGAGUUUACCUUAGACGACACAAACCCUGAUGAUCAGUUUGUGCAUUUGACUAAUAAUGCAAUCCAAAAAUACGCACAAAAUUAUGGAGAUUUUGAGGAUGGAAACCAAAUGUCUUUUGAAAAUUUCCAAAAAUACAUCGAUGAGCACUAUCCUGAGAGAGGAUAUAACUUUAAAAGAGACGGACUUCCAAGAAUGAAGGAGAUUAUUAUGCACAGUCUCCUUUCUGUAAGAAGAAAGUUGAACCCGAACAACAGAAAGUUCUGAUUCGAACUUUUUGGUUAUGAUUUUAUUAUGGAUUCUGAUUUUAACCUAUGGCUGAUUGAGGUAAAUACGAAUCCUUGCCUUGAAGAAAGCUCAGAAAUGCUUAAGCAUUAUUUGAGAAGAAUGAUAAAUGACAUGAUCAAGCUUGAAAUUGAUCCCAAGUUUCCAAAGCCCCGUAAGAAUAAAAGAUAUGACAAGAUUUCAAAGAAGAGCACUCUUAAUAACAGCCCUCCCAAUAGACAAAAAUCCGCUUCACUCAGGAACAAUCAGACACUUGAGAGAAAAUUGAGCUAUGGAAAUAACCAGAAAGAGUCCCACCGAUCUCCUGAGAAAGAGCCUAAUAUCUGAAAGAAUGAUGAUACAAAGUCUUCUAUUUCUCGAUAUUUAACAUGAAGAAGUACAAACGAAGGUUCAAUUCAGCCAAAGCCAGGAAUUUAUUUAAAAAAGACAUCAGAUGACCCAAAUAUAAUAGACCAAAACUAUUCUUCAGAAUUAAAAAGACUAGCAUCAAGAGAUGCUAAGCUAGCGUUUCUAGUUAAUAAAGGAUGCUAA